UUGAAAUAGAUGCGCAGGUGGAGUGAGACGUGUCGUUUCCAAAAACUUUGUAAAUCACGUAUUUAAAUACGAAAGUAUACUGUAAUUUUUGUUGGAGGUAUACGAGUUGAAGUGUAUUGUUUUUACAUAUUCAAGGCUCAUUAGUUUCUGUAGUUCACAUUAAAAGUGAGAAAACCGGGUAUAAAAGUUAUUUACGUAUGACUGAAAUUUAAAUAAAAAAUCUUGUUUUGACGAAAGUGUUGAUGACCGUCAAGAUGUCUAGGGACAUUCAACUGGGCUGUUUAUUGUUGGUUAUCAUGCUGAGUGCCACCGCAGGUGCACUCAAAGGCCAUUGCAAUCGAGAAGAGGAUCUGCUCCAAAGGUGUUCUAUGGCUCUACCAGUGCUCAGUUCACCAGAAAUAUCUUUCGCACUCACACGAGAGGAACUGGACAAAAGCUGUGUUGAACUUCGAAUGGGAAUAAAAUGCAUAGACAACUACACAAACGUCUGCAUGGAGAAACAUGAGCAAGUCGUAUUUCGUCGUAUAUACGCUGGUAUUACGGAUGUGGUACAAGAAUUGUGCACUAGGGGACCAUACCAAGAUGAGUACUUAAAACAUGCUGAUUGUGUGAAGACCGUCCGAUCAGAUUAUGAAACUUGCAGCAAGAAAUAUGAAGUAACGCUGAUGACGUUGGGUAGUCAUCAGCAAGGAGAUCAGUAUCAGACAGAUCAAGCGGUGACCAGCCAUGAAGAUCAUCUUAGGACAGUUUGUUGUUCAUUCCAAGAGUACCUGAUGUGCUCAGAACAGACGGUGCAGAGGUCCUGUGGCGACGAAGCAGCAUUGUUCACUAGCGCUUUUCUCAAGCGAAUGGCGUCUAACAUUAUUAAGAAUUUCUGCUUCGAAUACAACAGGCAAGAGUGUGGACUACCGGACAAGGGAUCACACAUCUCCCAUAGUGUUCUAUUACUCAGUGUUGCAAGCCUAACGCACUUAGCAUUUUAUGCAUCUGGCAAUUUAGUUCCAACGUAAGUUUUUCAAAUGUGGAACAAUGCAGAAUUUGAAUUUAGUACGCUGUGCGGUGUGCAAUUGCCAGUAACGGACAGACUGAUGCAAUGUGUAAUGAAGUGUAAGAAAUGAAUGCGGGUGAAUGUUGCAGUUCCUCGGUUAAAAACCUGAUAGAUACUAUUUAUUGUAGGCAUAGACUAUAAUCUCAUUGUGUUACGCCUUUUUCGUCGUCCAUUUGUAAAUUGUUUGUGUAGUAAAUUAUGAGCACUGAGUGUUUUUGUGUAAAUAAUUCCUGUGUUGUUGCCAAAUAAUUGUAGUCAAUGAAAUGCGUAUAUUUAAUGUUAUUUUUACAUUGUCCCCCCGACUAUGUUUCCCUGUAAGUAAGAUUACUUAUUUGUACUUAUUUUACGAAUUAUCAACUUGCCUUUUUAGACUAUAAGGUUCCGUAGUCGGGUAGCGUCUUAUGUAGAUAAAAGUACCAUUAUGUUUAUUGUUUAUAGAUAUAAAUUAUGUUGCUUAAAAAAAAAGGAAUUUCAAAAAAAUUGCUCAAUCAAAAAUUAAGGCAUUCUCUUUUGAAAUUAUCACAAUUGAAUCGAUAAUUCAAUAACUUAAUGAAAUUAUUAAAUGUUAAUUUGUUAUAUUUAAUAUUAUAUAAUAAUGAUUAUUGUAUUUUACUGUGUAUACUUUAGGAAAUAUUAACGUAUGUAUAAAUAUAGUUUAGGUAAAAUAUUUUAUAAGGAUGUCAUCUUUAUAUUAAGCUCAGAACAUCCUGUGAUAGAGUUGUAAGUAGUUGCAUUGUGUCAACACAUAGCUGAAAUUAAAAUUAACUCAUUUUAAAAGUACAGUCAGUGACGAAAGUGGCUAACGAGUUAAAGUAUGACGUGUCUAUCAAUUCCCGUCACGAACGAUGGCCAGAUUUUGAUAUGGUGGAGUCAUUAUUUCGUAGUUAGUUCCAUCAUUUAUAGUAAUCAUAUACCUAUACGUAUCUACUUGGUAGAAAGUUAAAAACAAGACUGACUGCCUCGUUGGUUGAGUGGACGCAAGUGCGACUCCCGGGCAAGAGGUAUCGGGUUCGAU
Molecule: messenger RNA, 2063 nt
Organism: Spodoptera litura
Lineage: Eukaryota; Metazoa; Arthropoda; Insecta; Lepidoptera; Noctuidae
Source: RefSeq, a predicted model, not a curated record